AUGGACACCAGAGCCCAACAAUUCACCAUCACCAUGGAGACCACCACCAUGAAUCUCAUCAUCAUCGUCAUGGAGACCACCACAGUCCAGACCAUCGUCAUGGAGAUCACCACAGCGAAACUCAUCACCAUCGCCAUGAAGACCACCACAGUCCAGACCAUCACCAUCAUCAUGGAGACCAGCACAAUCCAGACAAUCGUCAUGAAGACCACCACAGUCCAGACCAUCACCAUCACCAUGGAGACCACCACAGUCAAGCCCAUCCCCAUCGCCAUGGGGACCACCACAGUCCAGAUGAUCGUCAUGGAGACCACCACAGUCCAGACCAUCACCAUCACCAUGGAGACCACCACAGUCCAGCCCAUCACCAUCACCAUGGAGACCACCACAGUUCAGACAAUCGUCAUGGAGACCACCACAGUCCAGACCAUCACCAUCACCAUGGAGACCACCACAGCGAAACUCAUCACCAUCUCCAUGGAGACCACCACAGUCCAUCCAGACAAUCAUCAUCACCAUGGAGACCACCACAGCGAAACUCAUCACCAUCACCAUGGAGACCACCAUGGAGACCACCAUAGAACAGACAAUCUUCAUGGAGACCACCAAAGUCCAGAGAAUCACCAUCACCAUGGAGACCACCACAGCAAAACUCAUCACCAUCACCAUGGAGACCACCACAGUCCAGACAAUCACCAUGGAGAUCACAACUGUCCAGACAAUCGUCACAGAGACCACCACAGUCCAGACCACCAGCAUCCUCCUGAUUUUUUCUCCCAGCCUCUCUCUCAGAAUAAUGACCCGAGUGUCUUCAGUGACCUUGAGGACCACAGCACUCAUUCAAAGCAACACUCCGCUGGCGGGCAGCUGGAGGCUGUUUCUAACAGGAGCACUGUCGCCCCCUCCAGUCAGGACGAAGAGCGUACAAGCUUCAGUGGCCCAUCAUUACAUAAAGAAAAGACACAUGACCUGGGUAGAAUCAUGAAACUACAGGAGCAGAAUCAAGGUCUGCAUCAAAGUCUACUGAAGACAGCAGUGAGGAUGGAGUGUUUAGGAGAGGAAUUCAUGAGCAGCCAAAAGCUUUUGGAGGCAGAGCUUCAGAGGACACGGAUGGAGCUCAGCAACAUCACAGAGAAGUUUCGGAGACUACAUGACAACUGCUCGACCACACAACAGACUAACAGUCUUCUAGAGCAAAGGUUUCAUUCAGUGGCUCAGACUAUGGAAGGAGAACGUGAGAGGUUGAAGCGGCAUAUUUCAGCACUGACGGAGCAGCUCGCUGAUGCAAAAUUUGCCAACAGUGUGGAAACAUUCAAUGUAACAUCAGUGCUACACAAAACUGACCUCUAUAUUCAGUCAGAUGAUGCCAUGAAUCAGGUGGUGCCUCCCAUCACUCCCCCUCCGGCUGAGUUCAUGGACAACCAUAACUACGAAAAGGCCAAAGGCGGUGGGCAGGAGCAAUCUCUGGGGUCAGUUCCAGAGGAGGAGGAAUCUGACUGGUCAGAGAUGGGAGACGAGACCCCCCGAUUUAUACUGACAGGAUCAAACAGAGGUCAAGUAUGGAGACACCGGGAACCAGAUGUUGACAAAGACAGUGAGUCAGGUGGCGAGGAAAUUGUCAGACAACACUCUCCACGGCCUCUGCAGAUACCUCAUCUGCAGUUCACCCUUCAUAACGAAAACCUGUCUGAUGGCAUGACAGGUGAGGGCACUUACAGGAUCACCACAAGUCCAAAUCUUGGCUCUGCCAUCCUGAUCCGGUCAGCCAGCCUGGAGGAAAUCCCUCUCGCACGCCAUCACAUGCAGAAGGAGCUCAGAGGCACGGAGGCCAUGAUGGACCUCCACCACCGAGGGGCCGAAACUAUCGUCGAUUUAGAUAAUGAGAUCAUUCAUCACUGGAGAAUAAGCAACGACAGGGAUGCGGCUAUUGUAAGGCCGACAGAAAGCAGGAUGUCAGAGGCAGAUAGCAGCCUGACAGGCCUGCAGUCAGCUGAGCAGAUGCUCAACCACAUCAUUAGUGGACCGCAGCAGAGUGAAGGACAAGGGCAGGGCAGGGCCGAGGUGCACGGCUGGACAGGAGGGAUCCCAGACGAGGUGUUGAAAGGGGAGCGAACACAGCUGUGACAGAAACAUGAGUGCACUGCUCACUGUGGCUAAAAUCAUAUUGUUCAUAUUUCAUCUAAUAAAAGGUUCAUUUUAGGGUUUUUUCAAUGGCUCAGUGGUUCAGUCCUUCUAAUUAACACGUGGUUUGAGGAAACUUUCCAGACAGUACAUUGGACUCCCUCAUUUGUUUUCUGAAUGCACUCAAAAUAAUCAUAUUACCUUAUUAUAUUCAACACACAUUACAGUUUUAACCACACCUAUAAAACAUACGCUCAAUAAAACCAACAUUUGUCAAGUGGAAUUGGAGGAAGAUUAAUAAUAUAGGUCCUUAAGCAUAAGCUAUAUUUGUCUGUACCUUGAAACAUCCUCAACAGCCUAUAUUUCCUCAUAUGAUGGAAACAUGUUAAUGUAUAUUUUUGUGUAUAAUACAGAUAUACUGUAGGCAUUUCCUUUCCUUUCAUGUCUUUAUUCUGUUUGCUUUAUUGUGCAGUAACAUUAUGUAUUCACAAAAGAUGUACUUCCUGUGUAGGUAGCCACAAUUAUGCACAGUUGAAUGCAUUGUUUAAUGCUGUGUGAUUAGUGUUAAGCACGAUCUAAAAACAUACAACAACAAAAAAUUUAAAAUUUUUCAGUGCUUUCUUGUUAAUCAGUUUCCCUGUUGUAAAAUGUAGUCUUAGCAUGUACUAUUUAACCUAAUGUAUACUUAUAAAUACAGCUAUAAAUUAACUUUUAAUAUGUGUAUAUGCAAAAUGGUCCUGUCUUUGUGCAAAGCAUAUAUUUCCUCUGGUUAUAAUAACUGACCUGAAAAUGAAAUUCUUGCAAUCUAACAUCUUAUGUAAAUGUCAUCUAUGUAACUCUGUUCAUGUAACAUCUAAUAAACCAAA
Centropristis striata (black sea bass) is the source of this 2987-nucleotide messenger RNA. RefSeq lists its product as uncharacterized. The record is from RefSeq and is a predicted model, not a curated record. Lineage: Eukaryota; Metazoa; Chordata; Actinopteri; Perciformes; Serranidae. The coding region runs from base 1 to 2124 and encodes 707 amino acids. The transcript has 7 exons.